This is a messenger RNA of Gilbertella persicaria, 2049 nucleotides long. RefSeq lists its product as uncharacterized. Gene Ontology annotation, biological process: septin cytoskeleton organization. The transcript has 11 exons. The record is from RefSeq and is a predicted model, not a curated record. NCBI's taxonomy places the organism in Eukaryota, Fungi, Mucoromycota, Mucoromycetes, Mucorales, Choanephoraceae. The coding region runs from base 1 to 2049 and encodes 682 amino acids. Gene Ontology annotation, cellular component: plasma membrane; endocytic vesicle; cytoplasm.
AUGACAGACGCUUUUUAUGCCAAUGCUUUUUUGACUAAACAGCCUAAAGAAGGCAUUUCUGUUGUUCAGGCUAGACUAAAAGAUGCUAUAACGCUUGAUACAGAGUUUGCAGACUACGUCAAAGAAAGAGCUCAAAUAGAAGAAGCUUACGCAAAAAGCCUGUCAAAGGCAUCCAAAAAGCUAUACACAACAGACCCGGGUAUUUUGGGACAUUUCGGUCCCGUAUGGGAGCAACUUUUAAAUGAAUUGAAUCAAGUUGCUAGUUUUCAUUCAGAAUUAGCACAUCGUAUUAUUCAAGAAAUCGAAAAGCCAAUGAGAACGAUGCCUUUCGAAGAAUAUGACCGACUUCAACAGAUGGAACCUAUGAUUCAGUCCUUAAAUAAGUCAAAAAGAAAUUCCAUCUUCAAGAAAAAGCCCACUGAAAAUGGAAAUUGGCAAACAAAUGGUGUUGAAUAUUUAAAUUUACAUCAAAAGAUUGACGAAUGUCGCCUAACACGGCUAAAAUCUAUGGUGGAAGCAUUUGAAGUCCUUCAGUCUGACCAAUUAAAGAAACGCAUUGAGAUGGCAAAUAUAACCUUGUUAUCGGCACAAAAAUUUGACGUCAAUCAUGAUAUACAAGACUUUUGUACAGAAAGGGCAAGAGAUUUACAGACAGUACCCCACAGACCGAGAUCUUCUACUGUCAAUUCGCAUGAUUCUUUUCGUUCCACAAACAAAUUCAAAUCUGUAUUUGCCAAGAGAAAGAAGAGUCACGAACAAUUUAAUGAUAUGGACAACCAUCUCCCUAGAGCUUCACAACAUCAAAUGUCAAAUUGUUCUAGUGUAACAGAAGAACCAGUGCCUGAUCCAGUCAUCAAUAUUUCACCCGUAGCUUCAAAUGUAGUGGAUUCUGAAGGUUAUUCUAUACCACCUUCAAGAGACAAAUUUGCGGCUACUUUUGGAUCAGAUAUCUCUUCUCGUAAUUCGCCAUCAGAUAUAGACUCAGAUUUACAAAGUUGGAAUCAACGACUACAAGUCAACAUUAGAGACAAUGUUUUGCAUGAAGAGACUGACCAAGCAAAUGCAUCACUUAACAAAAUGGCUAAUAUGCUUCGAGAGCGAACACCAACAGUAACAAGGCGACCAAGAGGAAGAAGAGAAAGUAAUAUUCCUCGAUCUCAGACACAUUCUGUAUUGAUUUCUGCAGAAUUAGCACCCAAUGUACCAGAUCGUGCUAAUUCUAUGAUACUAGUUAGCGAAACAAAUCCAUUUAUCACCUCAUCUUCUAUGGCUCUAUCUAAUUUUAACACAGUGUCCACUCCAUCUUUGCAUCAUUCUCCUACUAUUACAACAAGAAACUCAGAAACAUCAUUACAGCUUGCACCUAUUCCUGAAACACAACAACCAUUGUCUGUAUCUAUAGUAGAAAAGACAAGGGUAACAGGCUCAAACAUGUAUAUUGCUGGACAAGUGUUGAUUACUUGUCACAGCAAUACAGGCAGCAUACCUAUUCAACUGAACGGUCUAGACCAUAUACAAAAUCUUAGGCCUCGCUCUCCUUAUGUCAUUGUUCAAGCUGACGGCUAUGUGAUAAACACGAGUCAUUUUGAACCAGGCAAGCCAGUUGCUUGUUUUAUGUUUGAUGUAAACACAGACACUUCUCAACUUCCUUUACAACUUGUUGCUUUUUGGAAAUGUGUUGACGGCAUUUCUUAUCUGAUUGUCAAACAUAGCAAGAACAUCGACAUUGAUCCUUCUAAAAUAAAAGGCAGUGUCAGUGUUGCAAUGGAAGAUCAAGUUAAUAAUGUUCAAAGCACACCUCAAGGCGUUUGGGAUACAGUAAAGAACCGACUCACUUGGCAAAUAUCUGAUUUAAUGCAACAAUACCAACCAGAUAGUCCUCAACAACGUUUGCUUGCUAAAUUCUAUAUCGAAGGAAAAGGCUCAUCCCAGCCUAUUUAUUUCAACUAUUGUCUUGAAGACAAUACACUGCCAAAUAUCUCUAUUCAAAGUGAUGCAGUAGAAAUCAAACAAAGCAUAGUUCAGUCAAACCAAGUGGUCUAUAUGUAA